GAAAAUUGUUCAGUUUAAAUCAGCCGGAGGCUAGUACUUUCGUUUGGCGUCACCAGGUAUGUACAGGUAUCAAGAGAGCUGUGCACGUGUGGUGUGCACGCCGGUACACGCACACGCAUAUGACGCCUAACAUACGACAACGUGAACGUGAAGCCCGAGAGGGCCUUUCAGUCCAUGCCGAGACCGCGCGCAGUGUAGACCCCGCGAUUUCCGAAACGGAGACUCUGUCAUCGCGAUCGAGGAAACGGAGUCGCGCGCGCGCGACCGUGAGGAUCCGUCUCGCGCCGCCGAAUGCGAAGGCUCGAAGGACGAUCGAUGACCCUGGACAUCGAUCUCGCGCUCGACUGAUCGGCUAUUUUUCCGCCUAGAGAUUCGAGACGAGAUGCUGUCAUGCGAGAUGCGGCGUCCUUUACUUCUACGUCGAACCGCCGCGCUUGAAAUUGCAAAUGAUGAUACAGCUAAACAAGUACAAGUUCUCUGUGAGAAGGGAAGUCACUGAGAUUUUAUUUAAAAAGUGUCCAGGAAAGAGUGAUGCCUCGUGAAAAAUCUCGUGCCGAAUGCUGGAAAAUAAUUAUAUAUCCGUAAGAGUGCUAUCUAAAUCUCUACUCUGAGAUUAAUUUCUAAAUUUGGGAGAAUAUUAAAUGAAAAUUUAUUUAUUAAAACAUUGGACUCUCCAAAUGUUUUCUACAAGGGAAAAUUAUUUCGACGGAACUCACAGGAUUUGCUCCUGUAAAGGAAGCGACAGGAGAGAUUUAAAUUUCCGACGACAUUAUCUGCGACGAUGAGAUUCGAUUCCCCACAGUCUGUGUGAUCGAUACUGAUUUGCAUCGCGCUCUGCGGGUGCCGGUAAAUGUUAAUUACGCUCCCCGCAAGAAACCUUUAUUAACGGAACUGUCUCGUUCCGGGAUGAAACCGCCUUAUCGAUCCUGCAUUAGAUUAGAUUCCGGAGACAAAGAAGUUGGAACAAUCAGCGUGACAGUGAUGGUGUGAAUCAAAUGAACGUAAUUAAGACACGCGAAGAGAAACUUGCAAGGAUAUGCCAAAGGAAAUGCAAGACUUUUAAUAAUAUUCGUUAUAUCCAUUCUUUCUGGAAUAAAAAAAAUUAUAAACGGAAUAUUCUUUUUUUUUUGUAAAUUUUCUAAGCGAUGUCAAGAACGUUACCUUCAACGCUACGUGAGUUCUUGAAACGUGUCACGGUUAAGCAAAGUUCAAGUGGCACCUCAGGUCAAACUAUGCUCACUUUGUGUAAAGUAUUCCAGGAAUAUUCGUAGCUGGAGUAAGACUCCGCUUCGAGAGGUACAUAUAUCAACUGCCUCGUGGAAGCUUCUUCCUGAUUGGAGGAAUUUCGUCACUCUAACAUCCAGUGUCAUAAAACACCUUGGAGGCGAUAUAAAAGUUUGGUAGUGGCGUCGGAGCCGAUGUCAUAAUCUUUCAUCAUGCGUGGCGAGCUGACGCUAACGAAGUAGCCAAUUAGGCGUCCUACCGGUGCAUGGGUUUUAUAUAUAUAUAUAUACACAUACGUAAAUAUCUACAUAAGGUGUCCGAAAGAGAGGGUAUCGACAAGCGCAACGUCCGGUGCGGCCUCGUAAAAUCGGGCGCAUCCGGAGAUACGAAAAGUGAAAGUGUGCGUUUUGCACAAGAUGACGGUAACCCCGUCCCCAGGAUAACGGCGAACGGCAGCUGGCGUCAGUGUAUCGCGGCGACGAGCACCGGUCGCACCGCAAGCGUGUCAUCGCAAGUUGGAUUUUAAUAGCCGCGUUAAUUCUCGAAUCCCCACUGCACUCCGCUGGAAGGAGUUUUCGCCAUUGUCUUUAAUAAUUCAUGACACCGUGACGGUGCGCUAGCGCGCGCGCGUGAGCACACGCGCGCGCACGGGAUGCGCGUUAUGCUCCGGUUUUCUUCAAGGCCGAGGGUACGUCGAGGGUGCGGAAGAAGGAAGUGGGGUCCGUCCCCGCGGAACUGAUGUUGCUUCGCGCUCGGUCUCGUCGUCUUCCGGCCACGUGGACGCUACGGGGAGGACAUGGAAACUAUAUUGAAUUACCUGAAUCUGUGGAACAAGAGUAUCAGUCAGCGCUGGCGGAAGCUGCGGCGAAGAUGCUCCGUGCAGGAGUCGUCGGAACCGCAGGAGGCGCUGAUACAGGGUGGCGGGAAUCGCGGUGUUAUACACGCGGUGAGAUCGACGCCAGCCAGCAGAGAAGCCUCGCCGGCCGCGAAGAGUCUUCAGGAUGGUAGCUCGCCGAAGAAACUGCUGCAAACUAGUUCCCUAAGGCUGCCAGGCACGACGAAGGGGAUCGCCGAUAUCCAGCACGUGCUCCGCAAUAAGUUUAGCAAGAUAAACGCCGGCAUCAGGAAGCGAAAAGCGCUCAGUGUGACGGAGGUGUUUCCGCAGCAGAAGGACAAUGCCUCGAAUUUCUACGUGCCGAGUCCCCUCACCUCGUCUUCCAGCCAGACCUUCGAGGACAAUCGUUAUGAUUCCAGCGAGCCUACGUCCUUACCACCGUAUCCUUUCCACGAUAACUUGGAGACCUUGGCGGAGAGCAGUGUCCCGAGCUCACCUCAUUGCAACGGCAAUAGCUUUGCCUACUCCCAGGACGGCUACGAGCAGAAAGACCUUUACGAGAACGUUAUGUUCUCGAGGUCUUCGCCGUCGUCCUGCUGUCCAAGGACUCGGCCCGUUCUCCAGCGCAGCAAUUCGGAGAACCGCGAGACCAGCGUGCACGAUCACUCUUAUGAGAACAUGCGCUUUCAACGAGCCGGCGCACAGCGAGACGAUCUGGCCUCGGGAAGCCCGUACGCGGGUCGACACUUGGCCAGGAGCAAUUCCGAGACCAGGGAGCACUCGUAUGAAAACGUGCACUUCCUGAAUGCGAAGAUCAGGAACCAGUCGGAGCCGUCGUUCGAGGAGAUACACAUACCCAGAGUGACGCCCAGAAAAAGGUCUACCGAUUUUAAGGUCGGCGGACAAGUGAAUAAUUAUUCAGGUGAGGCUACGUUGAGCUCCGGUAGUGGUAACAAGGAAGAAGCGCCGGUCAGUCUGGGUACGGAGAGAAGUUCUGGCAAGAGAAACCCGAGGAGGCUCAACAGUAGAAGCGUCGCGAAUAUUCCUAGCUCUUCGGGUGCGAACUUAAAGACUUGGCAAGGUACUCAAGACGCCGACGAAGGUCUGAACACGGACUCGGAGCUCGAGGACAUUGACGAAGCUGCCGAGGGAGAGGAGUCGCGUUUUUGUACCUUGCCAAGACCUAGUAAGAGCGGCGCAUCCUUUACGAUACUGACCGCCAGAUUUCUCAAGGGUCCCGGGCACAAGGGACUUGGCUUCAGUAUCGUCGGCGGUACCGACAGUCCUCGCGGAAAUAUGGGUAUCUAUGUGAAAACCGUAUUUCCUAAUGGCCAAGCCGCUGACUUAGGCACUGUCAAGGAAGGGGACGAAAUUUUAUCAAUAAAUUCGAAACCUCUUCAUGGUAUGACCCACGCCGAGGCGAUUGCCGAAUUUAAAUCCGUCAAAGCUGGAGACGUCGUCCUACACGUGGGACGUCGCGUGAACAGGAAAAAGAAAGAAACCUUGACUUUGGCACCGGUUAAUCCCUCCGUCCCGAGGCAACCUGUCACGUGAAUUCGAGAACAUAGCAACGAUUUUUUUAUUUGCUGAAGUUUCACGAAUUCAGUCUUUUACUCUUGAGAACAUUCAUAAACAUAGCAAUAUCGAUAAUUAUUGCUGGCAAUAAUACGUGAAAGGUCAAGGCAAACUGUGAGUUAUCUCUAUUUUCUUAAGCUUCGAAUCGUGAAACAAAAUUGCGUCAUACAUAUAUCUUUAGAUUUUAAUAUUGCAUCUCGCUUUUGUGUUUUAUUUCACUAAAAGCAAGAUAAGAUUGCAUAUAAAUAUAAAAUUUAGUACAGGACGAUUUAGAGCGUCGAUCAAUUCUUUUAACAGGUAUUUAAAAUAAUUUAUUAGUUACUAUACCUUUUUAAACACGGAAAUUUGUUUUCAGCGGUUUUUUUACAUCUUCCAAUAUUUUUCUAUUUUUGUUGUUUCAGAUCAAGUCAAAAGUUGCAACUAAAUCUGAUUAUUUUUCUAUACAGUUUGGUCGUAUAUUUAUUAAAAGAAAUGCAGUUUAAAAUAUGCAAAUUUGUCUCAUGACUUCAGAAUAAAAUUUAUAAAGAUCAAUGAUAAAGUGUGAAUAUAUUUUAAACUGCAAUAAGUUUUGAUAAAAUUGUAAGGAGUUUAUUCAUUCAUGUAUAUACAUAUCCGAAAUAAGAAUCUUGAAUCAGAACAUCUUAUUUUUUUAAUAUAUACGAGACAGAGUCUGGAAAAAUAAAGUCUCACUCUUACAUAACAAACAUAAUCAAACGGUGAGGCGAACACUGUCGAAUCAAAACAUGUUUUAAUUGUACCGAUCUACUCGGUACCCUAUAUUAAGGAUUAAUGUUUAUCACUAAAUUUAUAAUCAUCUUAUCUAGAAACAUCGACAUAAUGAAGAAUUAUUGAAGCUUUCAAUCGCAUUUUCUCACGUUUACUUAUACAUCACGAUAGGAAAUAGUUGAAUUAAAUACACUGAGAGAAAUUUGGCUAUUUACGAAACAGAAUGCAACGCAACGAAGUCCUCCAGUUAGUAAUUAGCAGACGAUUUAUUUUUGUAAAACGAAUAAAAAUGUUCCGCGAUUUUUUGUACAGUCAAUGACUAGCAAAGCGACAUUUAUUAAUGUGUGUAUGCCAAAUCAACGAAAUAAACGUAAUCGAACGUACGUAUCAAUUGCACGAUGGAAACUAUCUAUAACGGCCUGUUAUGUAUAACGAAAUUAUAAUGAUUUGAUUUUGUCUUUGGAGACAACUCUUAUUAGAUGAAAAAUAUGUAAGUUUAUUAAAAUAUUAUACAAUUUUUACCAAAACGUUUUGAUUAUAUUUAAUAAAAAAAAUCAGUAAUAUAACAAUUCAAUUAGGUUAAACGGUUGUAAACUAUCUACAUAUAUAAUAUUUAAUAAAUAUAUUUUUUAUCUAAUAAGAAUCUUUGUUGCUCGAUUUAGUCUUUUAUAUUUAUCUAUUGUUUAACAAAUUCGAGCCGAGCAUACAAUUUGAUCUUCUUUUGUUAUAUUAAUUAUUUUUAGUAUUAUAAUAACAAAAAUACCAACAUAAUAUAAUUACAUUAAUAAUAAUGUUACAAUAAUUUAGUAUAUAUGAAUUUAUUGAUACUUAAGGAAGCUUUGUCUUUUGUCAUUUUUAUUCUGAAAUCUUCUUUACGCAGGCCGGUGCAAUUAGAUAGACGACAGGAAAUCCAAAGCCAAAACUUUAUCGCAGCGUUAAGGAAGAAAUUACUUUUUAACUGUAGACUAACGAAGAUCGCCCAAAGAUAAAGCCCAAAAAAUAUUUUUACUACAAAGACGAAACUUGAGAAAGCGCAUAUCUAUAUAUUAUUAUACGUGUAUAUAUAUAUAAUAUAUAUACACAAACACACACAAACACACAAACACACACACACACACACACACACACACACACACACACACACACACACACACACACACGUAUAUAUAUACAUUUUUUUGAUCGAGCGAGAAACGCGCUUUAUGUAAAGAAAAAGUAACAUUAUUAGUAUCUAGUCGAUUUGUAAUAUUUUUGUUCUUCAAAGCCCAUUUUGUAGUCACAAAACGAAAGAAAAAUAAGAAAAAAAUUUUAUAAAUAAGUACAGAUAUAUACACAGUGAUAAAUACAUCAAAAUCAUACGUGUAUAUUUCUUAUAUCGAUUUUUCCAGGUGUAACGAAUCGUAUAAUCGAUUGAUAGAUUAAUAAUUAGGAUUUAGGAUCGCCGCGCUAAUUCGAUAAAAGUAGUGUACGCUCCCGCACAAUAAAACAUUUUUAAUUAAA
Molecule: messenger RNA, 5860 nt
Organism: Monomorium pharaonis (pharaoh ant)
Lineage: Eukaryota; Metazoa; Arthropoda; Insecta; Hymenoptera; Formicidae
Exons: 5
Coding region: 2021-3613 (530 amino acids)
Molecular function (GO): protein binding
Source: RefSeq, a predicted model, not a curated record